This is a messenger RNA of Girardinichthys multiradiatus, 3678 nucleotides long. RefSeq names its product coenzyme Q8A, genome duplicate a (gene coq8aa). Bases 459 to 2432 code for a protein of 657 amino acids. Gene Ontology annotation, molecular function: kinase activity. The transcript has 17 exons. Lineage: Eukaryota; Metazoa; Chordata; Actinopteri; Cyprinodontiformes; Goodeidae. The record is from RefSeq and is a predicted model, not a curated record. Gene Ontology annotation, biological process: ubiquinone biosynthetic process. Gene Ontology annotation, cellular component: extrinsic component of mitochondrial inner membrane.
GUAGGAGAGGAAAAACACAACUAGAGCCCUGCAUAAACGAGGUUAAACCAUGUUGAUGCAUAUCUCUCCUUCCCUUCUGCAUAAUAAAGGGGAAGCUAAUGACUCCAGGAAUAAGAACUGAGGGAACAUGAAGGUAAAUUGUUGAGGUGAAAGAUUACAUGAUAAAGGUUGCGUCAACAAGCGGCUCUGGCUGCUGCGUGAAGUUGAGAAACAGGGUAUGACCUCGUGUUGACAGACAGGCUGGACUAAACGCUACCUGGAGGUGUAGCAGCAGCAGCAGAAGAAGAAGGAGAAUCCUUCCUUUCGAACUGUUUCAACCAAAGAAAGAACACCCCCUCCAUAUCUUUGCUGUGCAACUCAAAAAGGGGGUGUUUACGUAGUCGCUCGCCACUCUUGACCUCUGAUAGACUUGAAAGAAGCCAGCAGCAGAGGCUCUGCAGGACAGCGGCUGCGCCAUCAUGGCAGGUGAUAUGAUGUUGCUUAUGCGUGGCUUGGCUAAGUUGAGCCAGGCUGUGAUCGAGACCCAGAGCAACGCUUUGCGCAGUGGGACCGGAGUUGCAGGUGUUGGCGCUGCUGUCCAGAGUGCCCAGGCAGCGGCAGAGCAAGGCCUGUCUGUAGCCAUGAUGAAAAUACAGGAGCUGUCCGGUGAGCAGCGAAGCAUCUCUGAGUCAGAGUUUGAUUUUCCUCAGGAUGAGACGUCGUUCACAGUAUCAGAGGUCAGGGAAGAACACGCGGACUUUACAGCUGAUCACGCAGGGACUGGUACUGAUGCUACAGCAGGGACUAACAACAUUCGUAGGAAACAGUCGAUGUUUGAGGGAUACAAAGAUCCAAGUAACCAGUUUAGUGGUCACACCAGAUCAUACCACCAUGAUGCUAGACAUUUCCCUGGACAUCGGCUGUAUAACCACAGCCAGGUGUUGCGAGAGGUCGGCUAUCAACAGCCAGUCAGUCAGUACAGGAGCUACCAUCAAGACCAGUCCUCAGUGGGGGGAUUGACAGCUGAGGACAUAGAAAAAACCAGCCAGAGCAAAGGGGCUGACUCAAAGCCACACAAACAGAUGUUGAGUGAAAGAGCCAGAGAGAGGAAGGUGCCUGUGACCCGGCUUGGCAGAUUAGCUAACUUUGGAGGCCUAGCUGUGGGUUUAGGUAUUGGAGCCCUUGCAGAAGUGGCCAAGAAGAGCAUCAGAAUGAAUGAAACUGCAGGUGAAAAUAAGAAAGCUGUCUUGGACUCCAGCCCCUUCCUGUCUGAGGCCAAUGCUGAGCGCAUCGUCAGAACCUUGUGCAAAGUCAGAGGAGCUGCUCUUAAACUUGGACAAGCUCUCAGCAUUCAAGAUGAUGCAUUUAUUAAUCCUCAGCUCGCCAAGAUCUUUGAGCGCGUCAGACAGAGUGCUGAUUUCAUGCCAAUCAAACAAAUGACAAAGGCGCUGAACAGUGACUUGGGUCCAAACUGGAGGGACAGGCUGGAAUCGUUCGAGGAUCGUCCGUUUGCAGCCGCCUCCAUCGGGCAGGUGCACCUGGCGAGGAUGAAGGACGGCAGGGAGGUGGCUAUGAAGAUACAGUAUCCCGGUGUGGCUCAGAGCAUCAACAGUGAUGUCAACAACUUGAUGACUGUGCUGAACAUGAGCAACGCUCUGCCUGAGGGUCUGUUUCCAGAGCAUCUGAUUGAUGUAAUGAGACGAGAGCUGGCGCUGGAGUGUGACUACAUCAGAGAAGCUCGGUGUGCCAAGAAGUUCAGGGAGCUGCUGAAGGACGAUCCAUUCUUCUACGUACCAGAGGUGAUCGAAGAGCUGAGCAGCAGCCAUGUCCUGACUACUGAACUUGUUCCUGGAUUUCCCCUGGACAAGACUGAGAGCCUCUCGCAGGAGCUGAAGAACGAGAUCUGCCAGAACAUCUUGUCGCUGUGCCUCAGAGAGCUGUUUGAGUUCAGGUACAUGCAGACCGAUCCAAACUGGUCCAACUUCUUCUAUGAUCCAAACACACACAGGGUGGCGCUGUUGGACUUUGGUGCUACCAGAGGUUUUGAUCAAAGUUUCACAGAUGUCUACAUAGAGAUUAUCCGUGCAGCCGCUGAAGGCAACAGAGAGGGAGUUCUGAAGAGAUCUAUUGAGAUGAAGUUCCUGACAGGAUAUGAGUCCAAGGCAAUGAUAAAGGCCCACGUGGAUGCGGUGAUGAUCCUCGGCGAGGCCUUCGCAUCCCGCAAGACUUUCAACUUCGGCGCACAGUCCACCACAGAGAGGAUCCACAACCUGAUCCCUGUGAUGCUGAAGCACCGCCUCACUCCUCCUCCGGAGGAGACAUACUCGCUGCACCGCAAGAUGGGGGGCUCGUUCCUCAUCUGCUCUCGGCUCGACGCCACGCUGCAGUGUAACGAUAUGUUUCAGAAGGCGUAUGAGAAGUACUGGGAGGGCCGCGCGCCUCCCUCUGUCUGAGCUGGUCCAGUGUCGAUUUGACGGGCUCGUCCUGGGGCCAGCAGCAAAGUGCCGAUUAUUGGGGAAGUUUUGGGCUGAGAAGAGCUGCAGAGCAGAGGAUGUGUUACCCACCUUUGAGAACAAGUGUUUUCUGUUUGGGGCAACCAUCUAGGAAGCUAUUAUACAUUUUCAAAGGAACAUUUGGAGCGGGAGCAGCAACCGGGUAUCUACUGAAUGUGUUUGUAAGCAUGUGCGGCCCUGAAACAAGAACAUGAACGUGAAAAGGUUGGAGUUAUCUCUGUCCUCUACUAAUUUCAUCAUGAAUGUUUUUUGUGUUGCUGUGUUUUGUUUUGUCAUUGUUGAACUUUUAGGUACCAUCAACUCGAAACACAAAGUCACAAAAUCAUGGCAUUAAUAUAAGACUUUGUGGGUUUUUCGGGUUUCAGUUUUGACCAAUUUGUCUGUGUCCCUUAGAAUGAUCAAUUGUACAGUCUGAAUAUAAGCAAAACGCAGAUAAAGAAUAGUUUAGUGACUGUUUGGUGUUGAAGUCGAGAGGUUUUGUCAGCUUUACGCCCAAGCUCUGACUCGGAUGGUGUAUCAUUAGCUCACCAGUCAUAGUUCACUCUCCGCUUAUAACUAUGUAGCUGCUGAAAUUUCAAUGGGACUAACGUUGAUAAAAAAUAGUUUCUGUUGCAGAUAUUUUUGAAAAACCUUUUUGUUUUAAGGCAUGAUUUUGUUUUAAUAUCAGCUGGUAACUGUUUCUGAUUAUGAACCAUAUUUUUCAUUGUAUUCCAGUUGAUUGCAAGUUUAAAGAAAUUGAUCCGUGUUGCUAAGACAGAAAGGAAGAUCCUUCCUGCGGGUUAGUCGUGAAUGGUUCUAAGAUGACAUGGCGGGGAAGAAGCUGAUCAUCCAGACGAUGCAAAACAUGGGCCUGUGGGCUCACCUCGCUUCCCACGUGCCGUUGAUGUUUCCACGCCUCCUCAGGGACAGACUCCUCUGUCCCCCUGGCCGGCGUGUGACUGUGAAAGUUCUCAACGUUCUGAUGUGUGAACGCAGUUUUAAUGCUCGAUGGUGUGAAAAUGGGUGGAGAGAGAAAAAGGAAAGGGACAAAAAAAAAAAAAACAAUGUGCCUGUCAUUCUCCGCAGACGGCUUUUAGCUUGAAAAUGUCGACUUUGUUUCUAAUGAUUGUUUCCAAUUUUAUAAUCAAAGUGCAACUGCAAGUUAGAACAAUAUAUUGUACUAAAAGAUUAAAUGUUUGAGCUCUAA